Messenger RNA from Penicillium daleae, 1680 nucleotides. Its product is annotated as cytochrome P450. The transcript is spliced from 4 exons. NCBI's taxonomy places the organism in Eukaryota, Fungi, Ascomycota, Eurotiomycetes, Eurotiales, Aspergillaceae. The record is from RefSeq and is a predicted model, not a curated record. Bases 1 to 1680 code for a protein of 559 amino acids. Gene Ontology annotation, molecular function: monooxygenase activity; iron ion binding; heme binding.
AUGGCGGCCGGAGAUAGCUUUCCAGCCCUCUUGGCCUUUACCCUCGUCGAGGCCUAUUUCCUGCAGCGCACUGUCUUUGCGGAUGACACUUUUCGGACCGUCGUGCUAGGUGCAUUAGCCGUGAAUGUCUUCCUCAAGGGUGUCUAUAGUCUGGUCAUUUGGCCGUUCUUCUUGAAUCCACUGCGUCAUCUGCCCAAGGUCUCGGGCCUCAUGAGCCAUGCCAAAAUCAUCUUCGACUCCCCCCGCGGGCGCAUGCCCCUUUACUGGAUGAAAACCAUCCCCAACGAUGGCCUCAUCCACCUCCGCGACAUGAUCGGCCAAAGUUACCUAAUCGCUACAAACCACCAAGCCCUCCUCGACAUCAUGAGUACUAACACUUAUGAUUUCGAGAAACCCUGGCGAGCGCGUAACUUCCUCGCUCGUAUUUUGGGCUUUGGUCUGAUUUUGUCCGAGGGCGCGGCUCAUAAGAAGCAGCGGAAAGCGUUGACUCCUGCGUUUAAUAUCAAGAAUAUCCGGGCUAUGUAUUCAUUGAUGUGGGAUAAGACGAAUCAGUUGCUUGUUGAGAUGGAGAAGGAGUUGAAGAUGAAUCCUAUGGAUGGGACAGAUCCGGAGGAGGGCGUUGGAAAGUUGGAAAUGGGUGUUUGGGGGAGUCGCCUCACUCUCGAUAUCAUUGGUCCCGCCGCGAUGGGCCGUGAUUUCCGCUCCCUGCAGAAUAGUGAUAACCCCGUCGCUGAGAGCUUCCUGCGUAUCUUGGAACCGACUACCGAGAAGAUGGCCUUUUUGGCUAUGAACUUUACCCUGCCACAGUGGCUUGCGCAGCGUGUGCCCUGGCGCCUGAACCAAGUCAUCGCUAAUGAGACGGGUUUCCUACGGAACCUCUGCAAUGAUAUCGUUCGGGAGAAACGGGAGAUGCUGGCUGCGUCCAAGGCCUCAGCGAAGGAUCUCGAGGCUGAUAUUCUCGGCACUAUGAUGCUAGGCGGCGAUUUCAGUGAUACUGAGCUGGUGGAUCAGAUGUUGACCUUCUUGGCCGCUGGAAUGCAUCUUGCUAACCACUUCCCCUUCCAGCAUGAAACCACCGCUGCAGCUCUAACCUGGGCCUGCUACCUUCUCACCCUCCACCCCGAAAUUCAAACCCGCCUACGCACCGAAAUCCGCUCCAAAAUCCCCUCCGCCACACACCCCAUAACCCACUCCGACCUCGAAUCCCUCCCCCUCCUAAACGGCGUCUGCCAAGAAGUCCUCCGCCUCUAUCCAACUGUCCCCGCCACGAUCCGUGAAUCCAUCCGUGAUACCACCGUCGCCGGUAAACACGUUCCAAAGGGAACACGUCUCAUCCUCUGCCCCUACGCCAUCAACCGCGCUCCGAUCUUCUGGGGCGAGGAUGGGGACAAGUUUGUCCCUGAACGCUGGAUUGAUACUGAUAAGGCGGGGAACCAAGUGCCGAAUAAUAACGGGGGUGCUUCGACAAAUUUUGCCCAGAUAACGUUUUUGCAUGGGCAGAGAUCGUGUAUUGGUAAGGAUUUUGCGAGGGCUGAGUUGAGAUGUGCGGUUGCGGGCGUGGUGGGGAGGUUUCAGUUUGAGAUGCAGGAUCCGAAGCAGGAGAUUCAUAUUGCGGGCGCGGUUACGACGAAGCCUGUUGAGGGGAUGAAUUUGAAGAUGUGGAGGGUUGAAGGGUGGUGA